Acanthisitta chloris (rifleman) is the source of this 6720-nucleotide messenger RNA. It is a transcript of the gene RYR3, whose product is annotated as ryanodine receptor 3. The transcript has 52 exons. The record is from RefSeq and is a predicted model, not a curated record. The annotation marks the transcript as partial. Gene Ontology annotation, molecular function: calcium ion binding; ryanodine-sensitive calcium-release channel activity. Gene Ontology annotation, biological process: transmembrane transport; calcium ion transport; intracellular calcium ion homeostasis. Gene Ontology annotation, cellular component: sarcoplasmic reticulum membrane; smooth endoplasmic reticulum; Z disc. NCBI's taxonomy places the organism in Eukaryota, Metazoa, Chordata, Aves, Passeriformes, Acanthisittidae.
UGGGAUUUCUUUCAGACUAAUAGUGGAUGGAAAUAUGGUGUUUCACUGGAUGAAAAUAUGAAGACUCACCCAUUAAUAAGACCUUUCAAAACUUUAGCUGAAAAGGAAAAGGAAAUUUAUCGUUGGCCUGCCAGAGAAUCAUUGAAAACCAUGUUGGCCUUGGGAUGGAACCUAGAAAGGACCAAGGAAGGAGGAGAAGCAAUAAUACAUCAACGUGAAAAUGAAAAAUUCCGCAGCAUAUCUCAAUCCAGUCAGGGAAAUGGGUAUAGCCCGGCACCGCUUGAUCUCUCUAAUGUGGCACUUUCUAGGGAGCUUCAGGGAAUGGUUGAGGUAAUGGCAGAAAACUAUCAUAAUAUAUGGGCCAAAAAGAAGAAAAUGGAGUUGGAAAGUAAAGGUGGAGGUAGUCAUCCUUUAUUGGUACCUUAUGACACAUUGACAGCCAAGGAGAAAUCAAGGGACCGUGAAAAGGCACAAGAGCUGUUUAAAUUCCUUCAAGUCAAUGGUAUAAUCAUAUCUCGGGGGCUGAAUGACAUGGAGUUGGAUGCAUCAUCCAUGGAAAAGAGGUUUGCAUUUAAGUUUCUGAAGAAAAUUUUAAAAUAUGUUGAUUCUGCUCAAGAGUUUAUUGCGCAUUUGGAAGCCAUUGUAACCAGUGGAAAAACUGAAAAAUCUCCACAUGACCAAGAAAUAAAAUUCUUUGCUAAAGUUCUUUUACCAUUAGUUGAUCAGUACUUUACAAAUCACUGCCUCUACUUCCUGUCUUCUCCGACAAAAACCCUCAGUAGCAGUGGAUAUGCAUCAAAUAAGGAGAAGGAAAUGGUAGCAAGCCUGUUCUGCAAACUAGCUGCUCUUGUUAGACAUAGGAUCUCACUUUUUGGUAGUGAUUCUGCUACAAUGGUGAACUGUCUCCACAUCUUAGCUCAGUCUCUUGACACACGAACUGUUAUGAAAUCAGGAUCUGAGCUUGUUAAAGCAGGACUGCGUGCCUUUUUUGAAAAUGCAGCUGAAGACUUGGAAAAAACUUCAGAAAAUCUUAAACUUGGAAAAUUUACUCAUUCACGAACACAAAUUAAGGGUGUUUCACAGAAUAUCAAUUAUACUACAGUAGCACUGUUACCGAUCUUAACAUCAAUUUUUGAACAUAUUUCACACUAUCAAUUUGGGAUUGAUUUACUUUUGGAUGAUGUACAAGUUUCGUGUUACAGAAUUCUUUGUAGCCUCUAUUCUCUUGGAACUGGAAAGAACAUCUAUGUUGAAAGGCAGCGUCCCGCACUUGGUGAGUGUUUAGCAUCUCUUGCAGCAGCUAUUCCAGUAGCAUUCCUUGAACCUUCUCUCAACCAUUACAAUCCAUUGUCUGUUUUCAACACAAAAAGUUCAAGAGAAAGGGCAAUUUUAGGUAUGCCCGAUACAGUAGAAGAGAUGUGUCCAGAGAUCCCUCAGCUGGAUGGUCUAAUAAAGGAAAUUAAUGAUUUAGCAGAGUCUGGUGCAAGGUAUACUGAAAUGCCUCAUGUAAUCGAGGUUAUUUUACCCAUGCUAUGCAACUAUUUAUCCUACUGGUGGGAAAGAGGGUCUGAGAGUGUUUCUCAAAGUGCUGGACCUUGCUGUACAAUGAUAACAUCUGAGCAUCUGAGUAUCAUUCUUGGAAACAUUCUGAAAAUCAUUAACAACAAUCUGGGAAUAGAUGAAGCAUCUUGGAUGAAAAGAAUUGCAGUUUAUGCUCAACCCAUCAUCAGCAAAGCCAGAUCUGAUCUGCUCAGAUCUCACUUUAUUCCAACACUGGAGAAAUUGAAGAAGAAAGCUAUAAAGAUUGUGAUGGAAGAAGAGCAGCUGAAAGCAGAUAAUAAAACUGACACCCAAGAAGCUGAGCUACUCAUUCUCGAUGAGUUUGCUGUACUUUGUAGAGACCUUUAUGCCUUCUAUCCAAUGUUGAUACGUUAUGUAGAUAACAACAGAGCCAAUUGGCUAAAGAAACCAGAUGCAGAUUCUGAUGAACUCUUUCGAAUGGUAGCCGAAGUUUUUAUCCUGUGGUGUAAAUCACAUAAUUUCAAAAGAGAAGAACAAAAUUUUGUGAUUCAGAAUGAAAUCAACAAUUUGGCAUUUUUAACAGGAGACACCAAGAGCAAGAUGUCUAAAGCCAUGCAAGUAAAGUCUGGAGGACAAGAUCAAGAGAGGAAGAAAUCAAAACGUAGAGGGGAUUUGUACUCCAUACAAACAUCUUUGAUUGUGGCUGCACUUAAAAAGAUGCUUCCUAUUGGUUUGAAUAUGUGUACUCCUGGAGAUCAAGAGCUCAUCUCUUUGGCCAAAACUAGAUACAGCCAUAGGGACACGGAUGAUGAAGUCAAAGAACAUUUACGUAACAACUUACAUUUGCAGGAAAAGUCUGAUGAUCCAGCUGUGAAAUGGCAGUUAAAUCUGUACAAAGACAUUUUGAAGAGUGAUGGACCUACUGACCCUGAGAGAAAUGUGGAGCGUGUACAGAGAAUAUCAGCUGCUCUGUAUCAUCUGGAGCAGGUUGAGCAACCACUGAGAUCAAAAAAAGCUGUUUGGCACAAACUCCUGUCAAAACAACGCAAAAGGGCUGUUGUUGCAUGUUUCAGAAUGGCACCAUUAUACAACCUGCCAAGGCACCGUUCUAUUAACCUCUUCCUCAAUGGCUAUCAGAACUUUUGGAUAGAAACAGAGGAAUAUUCAUUUGAGGAGAAACUAGUUCAGGAUUUGGCUACAUGUCCAAAAAAAGGUGAAGAGGAAGAAGAAGAGACUGAGAAAAAAAAUCCUGAUCCGCUUCAUCAGAUUAUCCUCUAUUUCAGUCGCAGUGCUCUCACAGAGAGAAGCAAAAUAGAAGAUGAUCCUUUAUAUAUUGCCUAUUCUGCCAUGAUGGCAAAAAGCUGUCAGGAAGAAGAAGAGGAAGAAGAGGAAAAAGAAAAGACAUUUGAGGAGAAAGAAAUGGAAAAACAGAGAACUCUCUAUCAGCAAGCUCGCUUACAUGAUCGUGGAGCUGCUGAGAUGGUUCUUCAGAUGAUAAGUGCAAGUAAAGGUCAUACAGGACCGAUGGUUGUUGAAACACUAAAACUUGGUAUUGCUAUUCUAAAUGGUGGAAACACCAUAGUUCAACAGAAAAUGCUGGACUACCUGAAGGAGAAAAAGGAUGCUGGAUUUUUUCAAAGUCUCUCUGGUUUGAUGCAGUCCUGCAGUGUUCUUGACUUGAAUGCGUUUGAGAGACAGAAUAAAGCAGAAGGCCUGGGAAUGGUUACUGAAGAAGGAACUCUCAUCGUUCGUGAGCGUGGUGAAAAAGUCUUGCAACAUGAUGAAUUUACUCGAGAUCUAUUUAGAUUUUUGCAAUUGCUCUGUGAAGGACAUAAUAAUGAUUUUCAAAAUUACCUACGUACUCAGAUGGGCAACACCACAACAGUGAAUAUUAUCAUUAGUACAGUUGACUAUCUCUUGCGCCUUCAGGAAUCCAUCAGUGAUUUCUAUUGGUACUAUUCAGGAAAGGAUGUCAUUGAUGAAUCAGGACAACGUAACUUCUCUAAAGCUUUGGCUGUCACCAAACAAAUAUUCAAUUCCCUUACAGAAUAUAUCCAGGGCCCUUGCAUAGGUAAUCAACAGAGUCUGGCUCAUAGUAGGCUGUGGGAUGCAGUUGUUGGUUUUCUUCAUGUCUUUGCCAAUAUGCAAAUGAAACUUUCACAGGACUCUGCUCAGAUUGAAUUGCUUAAGGAACUGCUAGAUCUGCUAAAGGAUAUGGUAGUGAUGCUCUUGUCACUGCUUGAAGGUAACGUUGUAAAUGGAACUAUCGGGAAACAAAUGGUAGACACACUUGUAGAAUCAUCUAGCAAUGUAGAAAUGAUUUUGAAGUUCUUUGAUAUGUUCCUCAAGUUAAAAGAUUUGACUAACUCAGAUGCUUUCAAGGAGUAUGACCCCGAUGGUAAAGGAAUCAUUUCAAAGAAGGAAUUUCAGAAAUCAAUGGAGGCUCAAAAACAAUACAUACAGUCAGAGAUUGAAUUCCUGUUGUCCUGUACAGAAGCUGAUGAAAACGAUAUGUUUAACUAUGUUGACUUCGUGGAAAGAUUCCAUGAACCAGCGAAAGACAUUGGAUUUAAUGUAGCAGUAUUGCUAACAAACCUUUCAGAGCACAUGCCUAAUGAUUCACGCCUUCAGAGCUUGCUUGAACCGGCAGAAAGUGUUCUCAAUUACUUUGAGCCAUACCUUGGCCGUAUUGAAAUAAUGGGUGGGGCCAAGAAAAUAGAAAGAGUUUACUUUGAAAUCAGUGAAUCCAGUAGAAUGCAGUGGGAGAAGCCACAGGUAAAGGAAUCCAAAAGACAGUUCAUAUUUGAUGUUGUAAAUGAAGGAGGAGAGCAAGAAAAAAUGGAACUCUUUGUGAAUUUCUGUGAAGACACAAUCUUUGAAAUGCAGUUAGCAUCCCAGAUCUCUGAAACAGAUUCACCUGAGAGGCCUGAGGAAGAGGAAGAAGCAGAGCCUGCUUUUGUAGUGGAUAUUGGAGAUGAUGAGGAAGAAGAAAAGUCCCUGGAACCUGCUUCAGCUUUUGCAGUAGCUUGUGUUGCAGUGAAGAAGAAUGUUGCCAACUUUUUUAAAAUGGUCACUGUGAAGAAUCUAAGGAAACAAUAUAGGAAAGUUAAAAAAAUGUCAGUAAAAGAGAUGGUGAAAAUGUUUUUCUCCUUUUUCUGGAUCCUAUUUGUAGGGAUGUUCCAGCUGUUCUUUUCUAUAGUGUGGGGAAUUUUCCAGAUUUUAUGGAGCACUGUAUUUGGGGGUGGCUUGGUUGAAGGAGCCAAAAACAUAAAAGUUACUAAAAUAUUAGGAGAUAUGCCUGAUCCAACACAGUUUGGAAUCCAUGAUGAUGUUAUGGAAGCAGAAAAAGCUGAAGGUGCUGAGCAUGGUAUCAAAGCUGAACUUCUGCAGUUUGUGAAGGGUGAAAAGGGAGAGACUGACAUAAUUGCAGACAUUUUUGGCAUUCAUACAAAGAAAGAAGGUGGAUCAAAAUAUUGUCAUGAUGCUGGACUUGGAGAUAUUGCAGAAAUUCUUGCUGCUGAGAUCCAGCCAUCUUUGGAAAAUGCAGUUCAUAAGAAAAAAGGAUUACAGAUAUCUGAACUUGCAAAAGAAGCUGGAACACAAAGAAAAGCAGAAGCUGAGAAGGCCGACAUGGAAGAUGGUGAGAAACAAGAUAAAGCAAAGGAAGUACAAUCUGAGCAGCUAGAAGAUGGAAAAAUGAAGAAAAAGAAGCGAAGGCAUGGACAGAAAAUUGAGAAACCAGAGGCUGUUAUGGCUAACUUCUUCAAAGCUUUGGAAAUUUAUCAAACAAAAAUGCUUCACUACUUGGCAAGAAAUUUUUAUAACUUAAGGUUUCUUGCUCUAUUUGUUGCAUUUGCCAUCAACUUUAUUCUUCUAUUUUACAAGGUGACAGAAGAGCCAGUUGAUGAAGUAGAGGAAGACUCUACUCUCUGGAACUCUUUUGCUGAAGAGGAAGAAGAGGAGGGCAUGGUGUUUUUUGUUUUAGAAGAAAGUACAGGUUAUAUGGCACCUGCUCUCAGAGCACUGGCAGUUAUUCAUACUAUUAUAUCCUUUGUCUGUGUGAUUGGAUACUAUUGCUUAAAGGUCCCUCUGGUUGUAUUCAAGAGAGAAAAGGAGGUAGCUAGGAAACUGGAAUUUGAUGGACUAUACAUAACUGAACAGCCAACUGAGGAUGAUAUCAAAGGACAAUGGGAUCGCCUCGUUAUAAAUACUCCGUCCUUCCCUAACAAUUACUGGGACAAAUUCGUAAAACGAAAGGUUAUUAACAAGUAUGGAGACUUAUAUGGAGCAGAGCGCAUCGCAGAGCUCUUGGGUUUGGACAAAAGUGCCCUUGAUUUUAGUCCUGUGGAAGAGAGCAAACCCGAAGAGGCAUCUCUUGUAUCAUGGUUAAGCUCCAUUGAUACAAAGUACCACAUUUGGAAGCUUGGAGUUGUUUUCACUGAUAAUUCAUUUUUAUACUUGGCUUGGUACACGACUAUGUCUAUCCUUGGACACUACAACAACUUCUUCUUUGCUGCCCAUCUGCUGGAUAUUGCUAUGGGUUUUAAGACACUGAGAACCAUUUUGUCUUCAGUCACUCACAAUGGCAAACAGCUUGUGCUUACUGUGGGACUCCUCGCUGUAGUAGUAUAUCUUUACACGGUUGUGGCAUUCAACUUCUUCCGCAAAUUCUACAACAAAAGUGAAGAUGAAGAUGAACCAGACAUGAAAUGUGAUGACAUGAUGACGUGUUACCUGUUCCACAUGUAUGUGGGUGUAAGAGCUGGUGGUGGCAUUGGAGAUGAAAUUGAGGAUCCUGCUGGAGAUCCUUAUGAAAUUUAUCGAAUUGUCUUUGACAUCACAUUUUUCUUCUUUGUCAUUGUUAUCCUACUGGCCAUUAUUCAAGGUCUGAUUAUUGAUGCUUUUGGUGAAUUAAGAGACCAGCAAGAACAAGUGAGAGAAGACAUGGAGACCAAAUGUUUUAUUUGUGGAAUCGGCAAUGACUAUUUUGACACAACCCCACAUGGGUUUGAAACACAUACUUUGCAAGAACAUAACUUGGCAAACUACCUGUUUUUCUUAAUGUAUCUAAUUAACAAGGAUGAAACUGAGCAUACUGGCCAGGAGUCAUUUGUGUGGAAGAUGUACCAAGAAAGAUGUUGGGAUUUUUUCCCAGCAGGGGACUGCUUCCGAAAACAGUAUGAGGAUCAACUUGGCUAA